AAACCCACGUCUACUUUUCCUCUAUAUCUCUCUCUCCCACAACCAGAUUUUCAGAACCAAAGUCUGUAUCUUUGUGAGUCAAAACCAAACAAAACAGAGUGACCCAGAACCAAAGAUUGAGACUUUAGGACUGAUAAGGCAGAAGCAGAGAAACCCAAUAUUGGAAAUGAUGUUGGAGAUGUGUAGGAGGCCAUUGGAGAAAUGCUUUGGAGGCGGAGAUGAUGAGCUACUAUGGCACAUGGACUUGAAGCCUCACUCUUCUGGGGAGUACUCUAUUGCUGUUGUUCAAGCUAACUCAGCUUUGGAAGAUCAGGCACAGGUGCUCACUUCUUCUUCUGCCACGUAUGUUGGGGUUUAUGAUGGACAUGGCGGUCCUGAAGCUUCUAGAUUCAUCACUCAGAGGCUCUUCCCCUUUAUUCAGAAGUUUUCGAAUGAGCUAGGUGGACUAUCAGAGGAUGUGAUUAGAAAAGCGUUUGAUGCUACUGAGGAGGAGUUCAUGGACUUGGUCAAGCAGUCAUGGCGUGUACGUCCAAGGAUUGCUUCUGUUGGUUCAUGUUGUUUGGUUGGCGCAAUUACGAAUGAUGUCUUGUAUGUGGCUAAUCUUGGGGAUUCUAGGGCGGUUCUUGGCCGGAGACCAAUAGAUGGAUCGACUGUGGUGGCGGAGAGGUUGUCUACUGAUCACAAUGUUGGAGUGGACGAAGUGAGGAAGGAGGUGAAGGAUCUUCAUCCUGAUGAUUCACACAUUGUGGUUUAUACUCGUGGCGUUUGGAGAAUUAAGGGCAUUAUUCAGGUCUCUAGAUCAAUCGGAGAUGUCUACUUGAAGAAACCUGAGUUUAACAGAGAUCCACUCUUCCACUUCGGUAUGCCUGUUCCUUUAAAGAGGCCUGUAAUGACAGCUGUACCCUCAAUAUUGGUUAGAAAGUUGCAACCCCAGGAUAUGUUUUUGAUAUUUGCAACAGAUGGUCUGUGGGAGCAUUUGAGUGAUGAAGCAGUUGUUAAAAUCGUCUCUAAAAAUCCUAGAGUUGGAAUAGCAAAGCGACUGGUAAGAACUGCUAUUGAGGAGGCUGCAAGAAAAAGAGAAAUGAGAUAUGAUGAUAUAAAGAAACUUGAAAAGGGCGCGAGGCGCCAUUUCCACGAUGAUAUUACUGUAAUUGUGAUAUUCCUGGAUCAUCCACAAACUUCCCGAAAUGCUACUGAUAACAGCCCUUUUACUUGCACUAGUGUUCCUGUUGAUAUCUUUUCAAAUAAUGAUGAUGAAGGAGUUGGCUUGCUUAAUACAUUUCCCUGAGAAAACCAGUCGCCCGUGAAUAUACAAUUUUUUUGUUUGUAAGUUGAGAACUUAAAAACAUAGGUUCAUUUGUGGAAGAAGGCUGGAGUCUCCUGAUUUUACACGAAUGUUUACUGUACAUAGAUUCGUAAAUGAGAGAUGGCAGCAUAGAAGGCGCUGUUGAUUUCUCAGCUCUGAGCUUUGAUCUCAACUUCAGCUUUCUCCGGUCAGUAUAUAAUUUGUUUCAAAUGAUGUAUAUCCUGGGAUGUUCAUAUCAAGCUUAUGUUACACCAGAUAGGAUCAUAUAAUCAUUAUUUUCCAUGAAAAUGAGCUUCAGCAUCAAUCAUUUCAACUGUAUCAAGCUGCUUCUAGUGUUUGUUUGUUUGUUUGACGUUCAGAUACCUAGAACUGUGAUGCUCUUUUUACAAUAAAAUUUAUGUGACCCUAACU
Molecule: messenger RNA, 1717 nt
Organism: Argentina anserina (silverweed cinquefoil)
Lineage: Eukaryota; Viridiplantae; Streptophyta; Magnoliopsida; Rosales; Rosaceae
Product: probable protein phosphatase 2C 78
Exons: 4
Coding region: 167-1288 (373 amino acids)
Biological process (GO): peptidyl-threonine dephosphorylation
Molecular function (GO): protein serine/threonine phosphatase activity; cation binding
Source: RefSeq, a predicted model, not a curated record